CAGCCACCUGUGAAGUAGUCCAGAGGGUGGACAGCGACCAUCGGCUCCAGUACCGGCUGGGCUUCCAGGAGUGCCUCUCGGAAACGGCGCGCUUUCUUGUGGACCUGGAUGGUGCGGGGGACGACAUGUGCCUACGGCUAGUUGCCCACCUGCAGAAGCACUUUGACAAGAUCUCGGGAGCUGGGCCAUGCUUCCCGUCAGGCCUGAUGCUUUCUGAUGAGGAGACGCCAACGGAGCCUGAGCCCCUUCUUGAGCGGCUAAGAAACAACCCGGAUCGCCAACCAAAGCAAGAACCGACAGCUCCGCAUCCAGACAACUCGUGUUCGUCCUCGUCGUCCUGCUCUUCCGUCAGUCAGUUGAGAGAAAUGUUGCAGAAUCCAGGUCUUAGUGUACAAGAGGUCAUGCGGCGCUCUGACUACCUCCUCCCAAAGCCGAUGCCUGCGACUCCAGCCCCAAGUGAAGAGACCUACAAGUUCAAAAAUGACAUCAAGGACCGCUUCCACAAGGAUGCUCAGUGGGGUACCAUUGAACGGAAUUCCACCCCCACUGAAGAGCAGCGGCGUCACUCCCAUACCCAAGGACCACUGGCGCCUUCCCCGAGCCCUACCAGAUUAACUGUAUCGGCACCUCCUCCCGAGGUUCCUCCCGAGCCAGCCGGUAGCCCUGCGCCACCUGGUGUUGCUGCAUUUGCAUUGCACCCACGUGGCGCAUACUACAUUCCCGUGACCCUAGACCCUGCCCUCGUUGGACCUGCCUUUUCGUGCAUGGGCGAUGACCCCAGCCCUCUACACCCAGUCAGCAUAUCUGUGCACUUUGGCCGGCAACGUGUGCUAGGUCCACCCCCGUGGUCGCAGUGUCCGUGGCGCCUCCGCACGAGCGAGCCCAAUGGCUACGCCUGAUGGACACCUCUCACACCUAGGUGAUGCGUUGCGUACAGAGUGCUUAGGAGAAGGAGCACGACUGCCCAGAAAGAUACCCAACAAAUUGGAGGGUGCUUUUUUGGCAGGCCAAACACGUUCGUUAACAUUGAAACAUUAUGCUCCGCCACUGUUUCAAACUAGCCACAGGCUUCACAUCUCUGCUGCAUUUGCAUACAGACACACAGUCAACAGUGUUGGUUGUACAGCUUUAUAAAUGAUUUUGUUUUUUUCAGUUCGGGGCACAAGUUCAUCACUGCACGAGGCAGCCACUGUCCUUGAGAUCUCGACAGGGCAGGAAACAUCCAGUCACUUCCUGCAUAAGCCAUCAACUUCUCAUGUUUGUUCUUUGAGGCAUUUUACCCUCGAAGUUAGUCACAAGGCAUGCACCUCUUCUCGGCAUUCCUUGUUGCCUUGAUCAACACAGUGAGGCAAGCAGUCCCCGCACUCUGUACAAAAUGCAGAAGCUAGUCCAGUUCAUUAGCCCUGUGCCUUCCUGUUCCCACAUUUUAUUUUUUUGUCCCUGGACAGGCAACCAAUUUAACUUAUUGCUCCCUAUUUAUGCUGUUGUUGAGUUUGCCGAGUUUAUUGUUUGCAAGUGCAUGUCCACCAAUAAAGACAGCCCUGUUGGA
Molecule: messenger RNA, 1549 nt
Organism: Dermacentor silvarum
Lineage: Eukaryota; Metazoa; Arthropoda; Arachnida; Ixodida; Ixodidae
Product: histone-lysine N-methyltransferase 2D-like
Exons: 2
Coding region: 126-899 (257 amino acids)
Source: RefSeq, a predicted model, not a curated record